This is a messenger RNA of Vigna angularis (adzuki bean), 901 nucleotides long. Its product is annotated as alcohol acyltransferase 9. Lineage: Eukaryota; Viridiplantae; Streptophyta; Magnoliopsida; Fabales; Fabaceae. Bases 1 to 891 code for a protein of 296 amino acids. The transcript has a single exon. The record is from RefSeq and is a predicted model, not a curated record. Gene Ontology annotation, molecular function: acyltransferase activity, transferring groups other than amino-acyl groups.
AUGAUACUGUGCACGGCGAUCAACCACUGUCUUUGCGACGGCACCGGCGCAUCCCAAUUCCUACACGAUUGGGCCUGUCUCACUAGAGAUCCCAACACUGAAUUACCAGUCACACCCUUCCACGGGCGACACGUGUUGAAUCCUCGAGACCCUCCCCAGGUGCACUUCACCCACGCGGGAUACACCAGAACAAACCCUGCGUCUCAUCAAGUGGACCUGCACGAUUGGAUGGUGCACUCGCAGCCGCUGGUCGUCACGUCAUUCACAUUCGGAACCUCCGAGGUGCUUCUGUUGAAGAAACAGUGUUUGUCGUGGCCGAAGCCCAUCACCACCUUCGAAAGCGUGGCGGCACACACGUGGCGUGCGUGGGUUAAAUCAAUGAAUCUCUCCCCCACGAUAACAGUUAAACUCAUUUUCACCGUUAACGUUAGGAAAAAGGUUAACCUCCCAGAAGGGUAUUAUGGGAACGGGUUUGUUCUGGCAUGCGCAGAGAGCACAGUGAGAGAUUUAACAACAGUUGAAAAUGAUGAUGGCGAUGAUAUCAGUCACGGUUUGAAAGCGUUGCAACAAGCUAAGGCUAUUUUGGAGGAGAAAGGGUAUAUAAGGUCGAUGGUUGAUUUGUUGGAGGACAAAACGGUGCGUGUUGAUCUUUCGACGAGUUUGGUUAUAUCGCAAUGGUCAAGACUAGGGUUGGAGGACGUGGAUUUCGGAUUAGGAAAACCCUUGUUUAUGGGUCCUUUAUCAAGCUAUGUUCAUUGUUUGUUUUUACCGGUGGUUGGAGAUUCUAAUGCAGUCAGAGUGCUCGUGUCUGUUCCUGAAAGUGUUGUGGGAAGUUUUCGUUACCACAUGCUCGUGAAAGACGGUUGGAAAAAACAAGAGAAUGAUGGUUAGAGGCCAAAAU